AUGGAAGCAACCCUGUUGGAUCAAUGGAAAAGUCUCCCGAUCGAGAAGUACGACGGAUCCACCGAUCCCGAUGAACACCUAAACGUCUUCCUGACACAGGCAACCCUCUCAACGCAAGACGACUCGACUUUGUGUCGAAUAUUCCCCACAUCGCUGAAAGGUAGAGCCCUGAGUUGGUUCACGAGAUUGCCGAGCUCGUCCAUUGACUCGUUCAACGAGUUGUCAUCUCAAUUUACCCUCCAAUUCGCGACAAGCAAGCCGUACCGGACGACCUCGUUGGCCUUGGCGGGGGUCCACCAAGAAAAGAAGGAAAGCCUGAGAAGCUUCACAGACCAGUUCAACAAGAUCGCAAUGGAGAUCGGCGACCUUAAUCCUGCUGUGGAGAUGGACCGGCUGAGCACCGCCCUCAGGCUGGGGCCGUUCGUGAAUAGCCUAUGCAAAAAACUACCCAUUGAUAUGAACGAUCUCCGACGCCGAGCUGAAAAGUACAUGCAGAUGGAGGAGCUGGCUGAAACCAGAAACCAAGCCAGGGCCGAGGAAAAUUAUAACCGAAAGGAAUCCGGCCGAGAACCAAUGAAAAAGUUGAAUACCGAGCCCUCAAAUGCUCGGCCCCCGAGAGGGCCGCGCUACACAACAUAUACUCCCCUCAAUGCGAGUAGGGUAAAGGUGAUGGAGCAGGCCCUCGCAUCGGAAAUCCUCGUGAUGCCGAAACGGGCAAACACGCCUCCUAGAGCCGACAAAGCCAAGACAUGCCGAUUCCGUCGGAACAGGGGGCACUCGACAGAAGAGUGCUCGACACUAAAAGAUAAGCUGGAAGACCUUAUCAAGCAAGGUCACCUUGGGAGUUUCGUCGCCCCCCAAGACCACCAGUCAAGGGGAAGAAACCAUUGCUAUCAGGAAGCGCCACCACCGAGAGACUGA
Molecule: messenger RNA, 921 nt
Organism: Cajanus cajan (pigeon pea)
Lineage: Eukaryota; Viridiplantae; Streptophyta; Magnoliopsida; Fabales; Fabaceae
Source: RefSeq, a predicted model, not a curated record